This is a messenger RNA of Prunus dulcis (almond), 384 nucleotides long. RefSeq lists its product as uncharacterized. The record is from RefSeq and is a predicted model, not a curated record. The annotation marks the transcript as partial. The transcript has a single exon. Lineage: Eukaryota; Viridiplantae; Streptophyta; Magnoliopsida; Rosales; Rosaceae.
UUUGAUGGGGGUGGGGAGAAGAAUGGAAUCGAUGGAAUAGUUGAUGGAAUGGUGGGAAUUGAAGGGAUUGUUGAGGGGAAUGAGGGAAGGGGGUUGGCUGGCAGUGGAGGGAGGGUUGUGGGCACCGUAGGCAAUGUGGAUUUUGGCAAAGAUGGGAUUUGGGGUUGGGAGGUUGGCAACGGAGGCAGAGUAGUUGGGAGGGCAGAGGGCAACGGUGGCAACGUGGCCGGCUUUGGCAGAGUUGGAGCAGUUGAAAGCGUAGGCAAUGGGGUUGAGGGAAGCGGAGGCAAUGUGGUCUUGGGCAGAGUUGGGGCAGUUGGAAGUGUAGGCAAGGUGUUUGAGGGCUUGGGAAGUGUUGGUAGUGAAGGCAAUGGAGGCAGCUGA